Molecule: messenger RNA, 435 nt
Organism: Cydia amplana
Lineage: Eukaryota; Metazoa; Arthropoda; Insecta; Lepidoptera; Tortricidae
Product: 27 kDa hemolymph glycoprotein-like
Exons: 3
Coding region: 1-435 (144 amino acids)
Source: RefSeq, a predicted model, not a curated record
AUGUAUUUUCCAUUGACAGGAAUAUUCGGCAGCUUCACGUUCUCUGUUCCUGAUAAUUCUCCUUAUGGUAAAUACAGUCAACGAGUGGCUACGGAAUUAUGCAAAGCGUCUCAUGCCGAAGACAAGACGUCAGAAGUCAAGUCUGCAAUGAUAACACUCGCAAAGUGUUUGAACGACGUGACCAAUAUUGAAAUGUUCUUGUAUGAAAUAGAAAAAGCGAUGAAAAGCGGAGUAUAUGACAAAGUAAUUCAAAAGUUCUGUUCUAAAGCUCCGCAGAUAAAGGAAUGUGUCAGCGACCUGGUCGUAGGAAUGACUGCAUGCCUGCCGGCCGGAUUUGACCGCACUGCGGUGAAGAGCACCGACACUCUGAUCGACUUCGUUUGCGACAAUAAUGGAGCCAGGAUAACCAGUAAGUACAUACAUACCGAGCUCUAG